AUGGCAAACUCCUUUUCUCCCGGGGUUGGCGUGAUUUGCGAAGUAGACAACAGAGAACAUCAAAUUGACACUAAUGGGAUUAACAAAUUCAGCUUGGGACUCCACGAUUCAUUACAUGAAUACAAAUCAGAACAAAUAGAUGCGCAUGCUAUGUCUUUUUCGGAAGUAGAAAAGAGCAAGUUGAAUGUGGAAUCUGACAAUGGUAAGAAUUUACUGAGAAGUGAAUCGAUUGAAGAUUAUAUUCCAGAUAAAGGAAGAAGAGGCAAACAACGAAAGCCUAGAAUUGCACCCUCGGUGCAAACAACUAAGAAUGUUUUGGUUUGCACAUCAUCAUGUCCUUCUUGUUUGUUGAAGCCAAUAACUAGGUCGUAUCAACAGAAUAACAGACCGUUAGUCAGAAAUGAAAUUCCAAAGAGGUUUCUUCAUCCAGGAAUAGAGAUGCUUCGUAUAACACACAGGAAGAAAGUCAAGAGAAUGCUUAGAUUGGAUAUUGAUACGAACCGUCUAUACUGGAACACUAAAUCAACGUCUUUCCUUGAGAUCGAAAAGAUCAAAUAUAUCAGACUGGGCGAUAAUGCUAGAAAUUACAGGGAAGAAUUUGGUGUUGCGCCGAAGUUUAAAGAUUUGUGGAUAACUAUAAUAUACCACAAUUACUCAAAAUCAAAUAAUAUCAAGGCGUUGCAUGUUAUUGCAUUGAACAAAACGGACUAUAACACAUUUCUCUACACACUGAACAAUAUGGUCUAUUUUAUGCGGCAACUACAAUCUGGACUUUGUAGUUCGGUAAACAGUGAUAGCUUUAUUCAGUAUCAUUGGAAUAACACGGUCGCCAAUGAUGGGAAACUUACAUUUAAAAGUGCUCUGAAAUUAGCCUUGAAACUACACAUUUAUAUAAGCAAGGAAUCUUUGUCAAGACAGUUUAGAUACGAGGAUAAAGAGGCAAAGGGAUUUCUUAACUUUCUGCAAUACAAAUCGUUUAUUAGGAAACUUGGUCAUCGCUCUGAAUUCAAAGCAAUAUUUGAACGCUAUUGUGAUGGAAACGUGAAAGAUUUAAUGAACAAGAAAGAUUUUAAGAAAUUCUUGUGCGAAGAGCAGAAGGAGAGAAUUUGUGACGAAUGUGCGUUGGACCAUAUUUUCAAUGAGUUUUCCUCUAAUGGUCAAACUCUAAAUUUUGAUGAAUUUACAUCUUUUUUAAUGAGUCUAUACACGAAUGGCAUUAGAAAUCUUGUGGAGGAUUACACGAAACCAUUGAACGAGUAUUUCAUUUCAUCAUCACACAAUACAUAUCUUUUGGGAAGACAAUUCAAUGGCAUUUCAUCUAUUGAAGGCUAUAUUCGAGCACUUCAAAGAGGAUGCAGGUGUAUUGAAAUCGAUGUUUGGGAUGGAGAUAAUGGCCCGAUCGUUACACACGGAAUGACAUUUACCGGGUCGAUUGAUUUCAAAUCGGUUGUGGAAACGGUGAGAAAAUAUGCUUUUAUAACUUCACCCUUUCCUGUUAUUAUUUCACUUGAGGUUCGCUGCUCUGAAGAAAAUCAAAUGAAAUGCGUAAACAUUCUUAAAGAAGUGCUUGGAUCAACACUUCUACAUGGAAGACUUGACAACAACCAAACAACGCUUCCUUCUCCUCUCGAGUUAAAACAUAGGAUUCUUCUUAAGGUUAAAAAAUCAAGAAUGAGUUCUAUCCCAACUUCAUAUAUUGAUAAUUCCAUGUACGGCUCACAAUCAACGACCACAUCAUCGUUCAGUGAAGACUCUACAUUUACAUAUCCGUUGGUAAGCUCGAGUACGAAUCCUACGUCAGGACAACUUUCAUCUGGCUCUCUAUCAUCUAGCUCAUCCAACACUACACAGGUUAUAAUGACGAAAAUAAUGCCAAGAGCUAAGAGAUCAGUACCAAUAAUUACUGAAUUGAGUUCUAUGGCAUUCUACACUGUUGGUUUAAAAUUCCGAAACUUCUCUCUUCCGGAAUCGAAGACUUUUAAUCAUUGCUUUUCAUUUAGUGACCGCACAGUGUCCAAGAUGCUUAAAGAGAUUACGAAAUUUAAUGCCAUAAUGAAACAUAAUAGAAACUACUUAAUGAGGAUCUACCCAUCCGUUUAUAGAUUCAAGUCGGAUAACUUCAAUCCGUUAGCAUUUUGGUCACUAGGCUGUCAAAUAGCGGCCACAAAUUGGCAGGUUUACGAUGCGGGUCAGCAGAUUAAUGAGGCAUUGUUUAAUGUUGGUACAUGUUCUGGGUAUAUCCUGAAGCCCAAAUCACUGAGAAUGCAUAAGGAUAAAUUUCGGAAGACAAAGGACUUUCAGAAUGUUAUGAGAUUUGAUAAAUUGAAUUUCAUAGAGUUGAAUAUCAUUUCUGCUCAACAGCUUCCUAAAUCUAAAGAUAUGAAAAUGAAAACUUUUGAUCCAUACAUUGAGGUUGAGCUGUAUAGCGGUAAAGUUCUUGACGCCGAGUAUGAGAUGGGAUCAACAAAUAUGAUUAAAAUGGGGGAAUCUUUAAUUAAAAUUAAUCCCGACAGCAUGGCCAAUCAUGGAUCAGAAUUUGAUUCUCAGAAACUAAUCAACUUGGGCUCCCCUUCUCUUGUCUUCAGGACCUCAUCAGUUUUACAAAAUGGAUUUAAUCCUAUCUGGAAUGAGAAGCUUAAGUGCAAGUUUUGCGCAAAUAAAGAAGAUAUGGUGUUCUUGAGAUUCCUCGUGAAAUGUAAUACACCAGAUAAAAGUGAUGUGCUUCUUGGAAUUUACUGUUGUCGGCUGAGCUAUCUUAAGCAAGGAUACAGACAUCUUCCUAUAUAUGAUCUUCAGGGUGAAGAAUACAUUUAUUCCUCUUUAUUCUUCCAUGUUAAUUAUGGUGAGUGUGAAUGA
This is a messenger RNA of Brettanomyces bruxellensis, 2856 nucleotides long. RefSeq lists its product as uncharacterized. The transcript has a single exon. The coding region runs from base 1 to 2856 and encodes 951 amino acids. The record is from RefSeq and is a predicted model, not a curated record. Gene Ontology annotation, molecular function: phosphatidylinositol-4,5-bisphosphate phospholipase C activity. Gene Ontology annotation, biological process: phosphatidylinositol-mediated signaling; lipid metabolic process. NCBI's taxonomy places the organism in Eukaryota, Fungi, Ascomycota, Pichiomycetes, Pichiales, Pichiaceae.